UAGAAUGUCCCUCCAGCAGUCCUCUAAAGAUUAACAAGAGAAGACCUAUAAGAAAUUGUACAUUCCAUCGUAUAUCCCAUUUGGUAAAGCGACCAUCUAAUGUGCAGGAUGCAUGUAGGCCUACAAAUCCUGCACACACAUCUGAGCCGGAAGUGUGGUGUUAACGUCAUGACGUCACGAGCGCGUACCGCGAAAAGAGUGGGGCUUGUAUUUGCAGAGGAGCUGCACAUGUCAACAUUGUUGGUUUCCCUUCAGUAAGCAGCAAACAUGUCAAAAAUAGACAAGAUGAGCAUCCUCGGGGUGCGGAGCUUUGGGAUAGAGGACAAAGACAAACAAGUCAUCUCUUUCUUUAGUCCUCUGACUGUGCUGGUCGGACCCAAUGGAGCAGGGAAAACGACAAUUAUUGAAUGUCUAAAAUAUGCAACAUCUGGUGAACUGCCUCCAGGGUCAAAAGGAGGUGCUUUCGUCCAUGAUCCAAAGGAUGCCCACGAAACGGAUGUGAGAGCUCAGAUUCGUCUUUUAUUCACCGAUGUCAACGGAGAGAAAGUGACCGUCCAUCGCUCCAUGUCCUGCACCCAGAAGGCCAAGAACUACUCAUUUAAAAGCUUAGAACAGGUCAUCACCCGAAUUAAGGAUGGAGAGAAGGUGAGCUUGUCGUCCAAAUGUGGUGAACUGGACAGAGAAAUGAUUUCGGCUCUGGGUGUGUCCAAGCCUGUGUUAAACCAUGUGAUCUUCUGCCAUCAAGAAGAGUCCAACUGGCCCCUGAGUGAGGGCAAAGCACUGAAGGACAAAUUUGAUUCCAUCUUUGCUGCAACCAAGUACAUAAAGGCUCUGGAAACCAUGCGUCAGCAACGUCUCAAACAAAGCCAGACGGUGAAGGAGUGCCAGGUGGAGCUGCGCUACCUGAAGCAGAACAAAGAGAAGGCUCAGCAGAUCCGCGAGACUGUGGCCACCAAGGAGGCCCAGCUCAUGGCCUCCAAAGACAGUGUGCAGAACAUAGAGAGCCAGAUCGACCCCCUGGAGAACCGCCUGAUGGAUAUCGACAUGAAGCUAGGCAAAGUGAUGAAGCUGGACAAUGACAUUAAGGCCUUGGAAAGCAGAAAGAGGCAGAUGGAGGAUGACAACAGAGAGCUGGAGGAGACCAUGGAGCAGGUUUUCCAAGGCUCAGAUGAGCAGCUGCAGGACCUGUACCAGAACCACCAGAAGACAGUGAAGGAGAAGGAGCGCAGGCUGACCGAGUGCCAGAGAGAUCUGGAGAGAGCAGGCCGCGAGUGUCAGAGGCUCAACCGGGUCAAAGCUGACCUGCUGGUGGAGCAAGGUCGUCUCCAGCUCGAGGCUGACCGUCAUUCUCAGAACAUAAAAAAUCGUGACUCCCAGGUUCGCUCUCUCUCCUCUUUUCUGGAACUGGAGGGAUACGACCGGACCCCGUUCACUAAACUACAGCUGGAGAGUUUCCAUCGUCAGGUUUCUCAGAGACUGGAGCAGGAGAAAGAGACACUUAGUAAAAGUCUGGCUGAUCUCCAGGAGAAGGCGCAUCAGAAGCAGCAUUCCAUCGAUGAAAUGCGUGAUAAAAAGGCAGGUCUGGAGAGGACCGUGGAGCUGAAGAGGGACCUGCAGACCAAGAAGCAGCAGGAGCUCAAGAACGUGAAGACCGAACUGCAGAGACUGGAGGGCUCAUCCAGUCGCCUGCAAGAGCUGGAGACCGAACUGGCCAAAGCCGAGCGUGAGUUACAGACCACCCUGCAGAACUCCAACGUGGACGAGUUGAAGGCAGAGGUUUUGGAUCUUCAGAGGGAAAAGGCGGAGCUGGACCGGACCCAGAGACAACUGGAUCAGGAGAUGGAGAUUCUGAACACUCAUACCACUGCACGCACUCAGAUGGACAUGCUCAAGAAGGACAAGACUGAUAAAGAGGAGCAGGUCAGAAAAAUCAAAUCUCGUCACAGUGAAGAUUUGGUGUCGCUGCUCGGACACUUCCCAAACAAGAGAGAGCUGGAGGACUGGAUCUACAGCAAGUCCAAGGAGAUCAACAGCACCAGGGACCGGCUGGCCAAACUCAAUAAGGACUUGGCAUCGAGUGAGCAGAACAAGAGCCACAUUGGGGCUGAGCUGCGUAAAAAGGAGCAGCAACUAACCAGUGACCAGGAGAAGUUUUUUGAAGUGUGUGGGAGUCAGGACCUGGAGUCUGACCUGAGCAAAGUUCAGGACGAUCUGGAGAAGAUCUCAAAACAAAGAGCCAUGUUAGCUGGAGCCACGGCAGUGUAUACCCAGUUCAUCAGUCAGCUCACAGAGGAGCGAGAGCCGUGCUGCCCUGUGUGCCAGCGCACCUUCCCCUCCGAGUCCGACCUCCAGGAAGUGAUCAGCGACAUGCAGUCCAAGCUCCGGCUGGUCCCCGACAAACUCAAAAACACAGAGCAGGAUCUGAAGAGGAAGGAGAGGAAGAAGGAGGAGAUGAUGUCUCUCAGACCUGUCAGGGAGUCAAUAGCUCGCCUGCAGGAGAAGGAGCUGCCGGAGCUGAGGAACAGGUUGCAGGCGGUGAACAGGGACAUCGAGCGGCUAAAGGGGGAAGUGGAGACUCAGGAGACACUGCUCGGGACUCUCAUGUCUGAGGAGGAGACCGCCAAAGUCUGUCUGCAGGACAUCUCCCUCAUGGACAGAUACCUGAUGGACCUCAAAGAAGUUGAGAGGAAAAUAGCGCAACAGGCAACUAAACUGCAGGGAGUGGACCUGACCAGGACCAUUCAACAAGUCAGUCAGGAGAAACAGGAGACGCAGCACAAACUAGACACCACCUCCAGUAAGAUGGAUCUGAAACGUAAACUGAUCCAGGACCAGCAGGAAGAGAUCCAGAGGCUGAAGAGCUCCGUGAAUGAGACCAGAGCCGAGAAGCUGCAGCUCAGCAGUGACAUGCAGAGGCAGCAGCAGCUAGAGGAGCAGUGUGUGGAGUUCACUGCUGACAUCAAGGCUCUCAGCAGAGACAUCACGGACGCCAAAGAGCAGCUGUCUCCUCUGUCGGCAGCACUGGACAAAUUGCAACAGGAGAAACAGGAGAUUUUGGAGCAUAACAGGCAGAAACAGGAGGAGGGCCAAGAGAAGUUAAAUGCCAUUAAAGAGAGAGUGAAAGUUGUCAACACAUUGGAGCGGGAGAUCAGCAAAUAUACAGAAGAGGGAAAAAAUGAAUACAAAGAGCAAAAAGAAUCAGAGCUUCAAGAAACCAGCCAACAGCUUCAUGAAGCAGACAAACAGAAAGAGAAAAUCAAUAAGGACAUUGGCAACAUCCGACAGGACAUAGAUACUCAAAAGGUGCAGGAGCGCUGGCUGCAGGACAACCUCACCCUGAGAAAGCGAGUUGAGGAGCUGAAGGAGGUUGAGGCCAAACGAGAGGUUCUGCUCAAAGACAUGGGCAACAUGCAGGUUCUGCAGCUCAGACAAGAGCGUCGUGAUCUAGAGCGAAAACUGGAGGACCUGAAGAAGAACCGCAGUAUUGCUCUGGGUCGUCAGAAAGGAUUUGAGGAGGAGAUACUACACUAUAGGAAAGAGCUGCGUGAGGACCAGUAUGACAAAGCUGAAGAGCGCUACAAAAACAAGAUGAUCGUGAUGAGGACCACUGAGCUUGUCAUCAAAGACCUGGACUUGUACUACAAGGCCCUCGACCAGACAAUCAUGAAGUUUCACAGCAUGAAGAUGGAUGAGAUCAAUAAGAUCAUCAGGGACCUGUGGCGCAGCACAUACAGGGGCCAAGACAUUGAAUAUGUGGAGAUCCGGUCUGAUGUGGAUGAGAACUCCUCUGCUGGAGUCAAGCGCAGAGUUUACAAUUACAGAGUAGUGAUGGUGAAAGGAGACACGGCUUUGGACAUGAGGGGGCGCUGCAGUGCUGGUCAGAAGGUGCUGGCGUCGCUGAUCAUCCGUCUGGCUCUGGCUGAGACCUUCUGCCUGAACUGUGGCAUUCUGGCCCUGGAUGAACCCACCACAAACCUGGAUCGAGAGAACAUAGAAUCCCUGGCCCACGCACUUGUCGAAAUCAUUAAGAGCCGGUCCCGUCAGCGAAACUUCCAGCUGCUCAUCAUCACUCACGAUGAGGACUUUGUGGAGCUGCUGGGGCGCUCCAGCUACAUAGAAAACUUUUACAGAAUCCGCAAAAACCAGGAUCCAAAACUCUGAGAUCACAAAGUGCAGCAUCUCUUCACUGUCCUCCUAUCUACACUGAACACACUGCACAGACAGCUUUUGAUUGUAGAUGAAGUAAUGGUGUAUUUACUCAUAGAAGCCAGACAUCUUUCAUUCUGGUUUAUUUCAUAUUAACAUUAGGAAACACGGUUAGUAUUUUCUCGGUCAUUAACAGGGAUGCAAAAAUGUAUGUGUUACCUUUAUGUUUGUUUCAAUGCAUUUCGACUCUAUUACUAUGCCAUUACUAUGUUAAGAUGCACUGUUAUGGAGAGGUAUGGUACUAGAUUUACAUUCUGAAUAGUCCCCAUACAUAAAAUAGGAUAUCAUUACAUUGAUCCACAAAACCCUCUAAUUUGUCUUAUACAUUUUACCCCUUUGUUUAUGGCGAUGAUCUCACUGUGCCUUUAAGAUAAAAAUAGAUAUAAAUAUGUAAUGAUUAAAUAUUAAGCAGCCUUACAGUGUCAAAAAGAAGAGCAAACAACUAUAUAUGAAGGAUUGAAUCAAUGUUAAAAUGACGAAGAUGCAAUUUAUAAUGGACAAAUAGUUUAAUGAGAAUGAUUCAGGCUUAACUACUGAAUUAAUACUGCUGUCUUAAACUCUUACCUAAGUAGUAAACUAUUUGUUCUUUGUGAAUUAAGUUUUUGUUAAUGCUUGAUUAAGACUACAUAAGAUCUAAAUAUUAUAAAGUGGUACCAAAGUGUUUUCUGUUUCUUAUUUUACAUUUGCAUUGUGCACAAUUGCUGUUAUGUUUAAUACUGCAAUAAAUGAGCUGUGGCUUAUUCACACAUCUCUUGCCAUCUUUAUUCAAACAUGUAUUUUACUUCGAGGGAGCUUGAUUCACAGAAGCAUAUCUCACGCUUGGUUUUGUGACCACAUUUUAUCGGUCGUGUUGAUCAGUUUUGUCUGAUGCGUGGAAAAAAAAAAUGCAAUGAAAAGCUGUGGGUAGUUUCUGGUAUAAAAGUCUGACUUUCUGACAGCUUAGAGCAAGUUGAAUAUUGGCAUUUGAACCGUUCAGAUCAAAAUUUCCAAAAUGAAGACGUCUUUGUAUUUGCUGGCAUGUUGGGUUGUUGCUCUAUGGGUCAGUAUGGCCAUCGCUGCUCCCCAUGUGGCCUCUCAUCAACACAAAUCUCGCUCCACAUUUGAUCCAUAUCUCAAGGCAAUAUUUGAUACCAUUGAGAAAUACAACGAAACAAUCUAUAACGCAAAACUGACGAAUAACGAUGCAGACGUGGAGUUUGUGGAAAGUGCCCGUGAUUUUGCUCAAGGACCUGGUCGAUGUGGGGAUAAGUUCUUUUGUGCGGUAUAUGGCAUCCUUUACAAGCACCGUAAUUCUACACAAUACAGUGAACACAAGACUCUUAUGAAAAACCUGGAAAAUUUCCUUAAACACCAAGACGUUAAUUGCUCUAAGGUUAUGAAGAAUCCACUAAAUGCUACUGUGUGGGUGAAGAUGCCUGAGUUUCUGUCCGAUAUUAAAACAUGUGUGAACUGCCGCAUUCUAAACGCUACCUCAACAAGCUGUUAAGAACAUUAGCAGCCAGCCGCAUAAGCAAUGUUUACUUUUGUGUGUUGUUUUUUAAUAGCUCCUUAUUUAUUCUAACUAUUUAACUUGACUUUAAUUAUUCCACUUGAAUUAUUAUUUUUUUUUAUUUUAAUUCUGGCUGAAGAUAAUAAAUAUGUUUGCAUGCAGAA
Molecule: messenger RNA, 5859 nt
Organism: Boleophthalmus pectinirostris (great blue-spotted mudskipper)
Lineage: Eukaryota; Metazoa; Chordata; Actinopteri; Gobiiformes; Gobiidae
Gene: rad50
Product: RAD50 homolog, double strand break repair protein
Exons: 31
Coding region: 268-4161 (1297 amino acids)
Biological process (GO): telomere maintenance via telomerase; double-strand break repair; chromosome organization involved in meiotic cell cycle
Cellular component (GO): nucleus; Mre11 complex; condensed nuclear chromosome
Molecular function (GO): single-stranded telomeric DNA binding; ATP hydrolysis activity; double-stranded telomeric DNA binding
Source: RefSeq, a predicted model, not a curated record